AUGGGUUGCGGCGCGUCCGCGCCGAAAGACGGCGCCGCCGCCCCGGCGGAUCCGCCGAAGAAGAACCCCGAGAAAGCAAAAGCGCCCCCGCCGCCCGCCGCGAAGGCCGAACCCGAGGCGGUCGCGCCUCCGCCCGUCGCGAGCGACGAAAAUGCCGCCGCGCCCGUCGCGAGCGAUCCCGCGCCCGACGCGACGACCGCGGCGCCGGCGCCCGCGGAAGACGCCGCCGCCGCCGACGCGCCCGCGCCCGCGGUAGACGCCGCCGCCGCCGCAGACGCGCCCGCGGCCGAGGGCGCCGCCGAGGGCGCCGACGCCGCGCCCGGAGGAUCUGAGAACGGCCCUGAAUCCAAAUCCGACGCCGAUUCCGAUUCCGAUUCCGAUUCCGAUUCCGAUUCCGAUUCCUCCGACGCCGCGCCGCGCGUGGACUGGCCCGCGGACGCGGAGCAAUACGUGGACGGCUACCUGUACGGCGCGCAGCCCGCUCCGCCGGGGCCGCCGAAGCCCGGGGUGCCGUACAAGGCGGUCCUGUCCUCGCGCGCGAGCUACGGUUCCGGGGACGUGUUAGACGGCGACGCCCCUUUGGGACCGUUGAUGCCGUUCUGUCCCUACUGCGCCAGGCUCUCGCUCGUCCUCGUCGAGUCCGGCGUCGAGUUCGUGCCGUUCCUGAUCGACGGCCAGGACAAGCCGAAGUGGUUCACGGACGCGUACGAGGCCGCGGAGACGCCGUCGAUGCUGGGCACCCCCGGCGGAUUCGCCCCGGGCGGCGGCGAGGGCGAUCCGAACAGCUGGGCGGGGGAUUCGAAGGCGCGUCCCGUCUCGCGCCGACCGGUACCCGCGCGACCGCGUUCUGUCUCACGCCGGUCCCCGCGCGACCGCGUUCGCGCGGGGCGCGCCGAUCCUCGAGGACGGACUUUAUCUCCCGGCGUUUUGUUUGUUUCUCUCCGCCCAGGGUCGGUCCCACGCUUCCAAUAA
Molecule: messenger RNA, 972 nt
Organism: Micromonas pusilla CCMP1545
Lineage: Eukaryota; Viridiplantae; Chlorophyta; Mamiellophyceae; Mamiellales; Mamiellaceae
Exons: 3
Coding region: 1-972 (323 amino acids)
Source: RefSeq, a predicted model, not a curated record